AUGUUAAUUAUAGUUCUGAACUCCUUGUCCUUGUGGAUUGGAAUUUCGGUUUUGUUAGUUGCUUGGAAUUUUGAUCCACGUUCUUGUGAAAUUGCGUUGGGUUUAUGGUCUCUGUUGCAAUUUGUGCUAGCUUUGUAUUCACUCUUGGUACAGGGUUGUGAUCCUUCAGUUUUAUUGGAUGCCACUGAUGGAAUUGACAGUGAGAACGAGUCUCCUCCGAAGGAAUCCUUAAAGGGUUUUGUCGAUCUGAUUGAUGUCAUCAAGUCGGAGCUUGAAGAAGCACACCCCGGAGUAGUUUCUUGUGCUCAUGUUGUUGUUUUUGCUGCUAGAGAAAGUGUUCUUCUGAGAAUUUAUGGUUCUCAGUCCUAUAAUCUACUGUGUGUUGAACAACUUAUAUGGCUUUCUCAUAAUCUCAUUCUGACUAAUUGGUUGGAGCUCUCAGCUUAUUUCUCGCAUAUGUUGCAAUUCCAAAUUUCUGGCCUUGAUGCUGCGUAA
Molecule: messenger RNA, 495 nt
Organism: Ilex paraguariensis (yerba mate)
Lineage: Eukaryota; Viridiplantae; Streptophyta; Magnoliopsida; Aquifoliales; Aquifoliaceae
Source: the annotation of a GenBank genome assembly